Messenger RNA from Balaenoptera musculus (blue whale), 5699 nucleotides. It is a transcript of the gene ATAD2, whose product is annotated as ATPase family AAA domain containing 2. Gene Ontology annotation, cellular component: nucleus. The transcript has 28 exons. Bases 144 to 4388 code for a protein of 1414 amino acids. Gene Ontology annotation, molecular function: ATP hydrolysis activity; histone binding; ATP binding. NCBI's taxonomy places the organism in Eukaryota, Metazoa, Chordata, Mammalia, Artiodactyla, Balaenopteridae. Gene Ontology annotation, biological process: positive regulation of transcription by RNA polymerase II. The record is from RefSeq and is a predicted model, not a curated record.
GGAGGGAUUCCGGGCGCGCGCGCUGCGGCCGUCGGCGCGGAGCUUGUGGCGCCAGAAUUCGGAGCGCGGAAGAGCCUGAGCGGCUGUUGCCGGGUUUCGGGUGCGUCUCCCGCCGCGGACGCCCGGGCGAGGAAGGAGAGAAGAUGGUGGUCCUCCGCAGCAGCCUUGAGCUGCACAGCCACCCCGCUGCCUCGGCCACGGACUCUCUGGACCUGUCCAGCGAGUUCCUCAGCCUGAAGCAGAUCGGCCGGAGGCGGCUCCGCUCGGCCGGCGCCGCUGAGCAGUCCGCCGUCACCGUGGCCGCCGCGGGCGUGAGUACCGGCCUGGAGCGGGCCCCUCGGGCCGGGCCUGGGGGACUGUCGGCGGCCCGUUGCCCGGAUGGGUCUUCAGUUAAGGAAGUUGAAACCUACCACCGGACACGUGCUUUAAGAUCCUUGAGAAAAAAUGCACAGAAUUCUUCAGAUUCUAGUUUUGAUAAGAAUACGGAAAUAUCGGAGAAACAUACUAAUGGCAGGCAUUUUACAAGGCAGUUGGCCAGACAGCAGGCUGAUAAAAAAAAAGAAGAGUGCAAAGAAGACAAAGUAAUUACAGUUACUCGGUCAUUGAGGACUAGAAACAUAGUUCAAAAGACAGAACGCUUGCAUGAAGAGAAUGGUGAUGUUGAAGUUCGCCGAAGUUGCAGGAUUAGAAGUCGUUAUGGUAGCAUGAACCAGUCUGUACUAUUUGACAAACUUAUAACAAACACUGCUGAAGCUGUACUUCAAAAAAUGGAUGAUAUGAAGAAGAUGCGUAGACAGCGAAUGAGAGAACUUGAAGACUUGGGAGUGUUUAAUGAAACAGAAGAAGGGAAUCUUAAUAUGUACACAAGAGGAAAACAAAAAGCUAUUCAAAGAACUGAUGAAGAAACAACUGACAAUCAAGAAGGCAGUGUGGAGUCAUCUGAAGAGGGUGAAGACCAAGAAGAUGAAGAUGAUGGUGAAGAUGAAGAUGAUGAUGAAGAAGAUGAUGAUGAUGAAGAUGAAGAUGAUGAUGAUGAAGAUGAUGACGAUGAAGAUGAAGAGGAUGGAGAGGAAGAUAAUCAGAAGCGAUAUUAUCUUAGACAGAGAAAAGCUACUGUUUACUAUCAGGCUCCAUUGGAAAAACCUCGUCAUCAGAGAAAGCCCAACAUAUUUUAUAGUGGCCCAGCUUCUCCCACAAGACCAAGAUAUCGAUUAUCUUCUGCGGGACCAAGAAGUCCUUAUUGUAAACGAAUGAACAGGCGAAGGCAUGCAAUCCACAGUAGUGACUCUACUUCAUCUUCCUCUUCUGAAGAUGAACAACACUUCGAGAGGCGAAGAAAAAGGAGCCGCAAUAGAGCUAUCAACAGGUGCCUCCCACUAAAUUUUCGGAAAGAUGAAUUAAAAGGAAUUUAUAAAGAUCGAAUGAAAAUUGGAGGAAGCCUUGCUGAUGUUGAUCCAAUGCAACUAGAUUCUUCAGUGCGAUUUGAUAGUGUUGGUGGCUUGUCUAAUCAUAUUGCAGCUCUAAAAGAGAUGGUGGUGUUUCCAUUACUUUAUCCAGAAGUCUUUGAAAAAUUCAAAAUUCAACCUCCAAGAGGUUGUUUGUUUUAUGGUCCACCUGGAACUGGAAAAACUCUGGUUGCUAGAGCACUUGCCAAUGAAUGCAGUCAAGGGCAUAAAAGAGUAGCAUUUUUCAUGAGGAAAGGUGCUGAUUGUCUGAGUAAGUGGGUAGGAGAAUCCGAAAGACAGCUGCGAUUGCUAUUUGAUCAGGCCUAUCAGAUGCGCCCAUCAAUUAUUUUCUUUGAUGAAAUCGAUGGUCUGGCUCCAGUACGAUCAAGCAGGCAAGAUCAAAUUCACAGUUCAAUUGUUUCUACCCUGCUAGCUCUUAUGGAUGGAUUGGACAGCAGAGGAGAAAUUGUCAUCAUUGGCGCUACCAACAGACUGGAUUCUAUCGAUCCUGCUUUACGAAGGCCUGGUCGUUUUGACAGAGAAUUCCUUUUUAGCCUACCUGAUAAAGAUGCUCGAAAAGAAAUUCUAAAGAUUCACACAAGGGAUUGGAAUCCUAAACCACUGGACACAUUUCUAGAAGAACUAGCAGAAAACUGUGUUGGAUACUGUGGUGCAGAUAUUAAGUCAAUAUGUUCUGAGGCUGCUUUGUGUGCUCUGCGUCGACGCUACCCACAGAUCUAUACCACCAGUGAGAAACUACAGUUGGAUCUGUCUUCAAUUAAUAUCUCAGCUAAGGACUUUGAGUUAGCUAUGCAAAAGAUGAUACCAGCCUCCCAAAGAGCUGUGACAUCACCUGGGCAGGCACUGUCCACCAUUGUGAAACCACUCCUGCAAAGCACUGUUCACAAGAUCUUAGAAGCUCUGCAGAGAGUAUUUCCACAGGCGGAAAUCAGAACUAAAAAGGCAUUAGACUCAGAUAUUUCUUGUCCUCUUUUAGAAAGUGAUUUGGCAUACAGUGAUGAUGAUGUUCCAUCAGUAUAUGAAAAUGGACUUUCUCAAAAAUCCUUUAAUAAGGCAAAAGAAAAUUUUAAUUUUCUUCAUUUGAAUAGAAAUGCUUGUUAUCAACCUAUGUCUUUUCGACCAAGAAUACUGAUAGUAGGAGAACCAGGAUUUGGGCAAGGUUCUCAUUUAGCACCAGCUGUCAUCCAUGCUUUGGAAAAAUUUGCAGUAUACACAUUAGACAUUCCUGUUCUUUUUGGAGUCAGUGCUACAUCUCCUGAAGAAACAUGUGCCCAGAUGAUUCGUGAAGCUAAGAAAACAGCACCAAGUAUAGUGUAUGUUCCUCAUAUUCACUUGUGGUGGGAAAUAGUUGGACCAACACUUAAAGCCACAUUUACCACAUUAUUACAGAAUAUUCCUUCUUUUGCUCCAGUUUUACUACUGGCAACUUCUGACAAACCCCAUUCCACUCUACCAGAAGAGGUGCAAGAAUUAUUUAUCCAUGAUUAUGGAGAAAUUUUUAAUGUCCAGUUGCCUGGUAAAGAAGAACGGACACAAUUUUUUGAAGAUUUAAUUCUAAAGCAAGCUGCUAAGCCUCCUAUAUCAAAAAAGAAAGCAGUUUUGCAGGCCUUGGAGGUACUCCCUGUAGCACCACCACCUGAACCAAGACCAUUGACAGCAGAAGAAGUGAAACGACUAGAAGAACAAGAAGAAGAUACAUUUAGAGAACUAAGGAUUUUUUUAAGAAAUGUUACACAUAGGCUUGCUAUUGACAAGCGAUUCAGAAUAUUUACUAAACCUGUUGACCCUGAUGAGGUUCCUGAUUAUGUCACUGUAAUAAAGCAACCAAUGGACCUUUCAUCUGUAAUCAGUAAAAUUGAUCUCCACAAGUAUCUGACUGUGAAAGACUAUUUGAGUGAUAUCGAUCUAAUCUGUAGUAAUGCUUUAGAAUACAAUCCAGAUAGAGAUCCUGGAGAUCGUCUUAUUAGACAUAGAGCCUGUGCUUUAAGAGAUACUGCCUAUGCAAUAAUUAAAGAAGAACUUGAUGAAGACUUUGAGCAGCUUUGUGAAGAAAUUCAGGAAUCUAGGAAGAAGAGAGGUUGUAGCUCUUCCAGAUAUGCCCCAUCUUACUACCAUGUAAUGCCAAAGCAAAAUUCCACUCCUGCUGGUGAUAGAAGACCAAAUCCAGAGCAAAAUGAAAAGCUGAAGACCCCCAGUACUCCUAUGGCUUGCAGCACUCCUGCUCAGUUGAAGAGAAAAAUCCGCAAAAAGUCGAAGUGGUACUUAGGCACCAUAGCAAAACGAAGGAGGAUUUCACAGGCAAAAGAUGAUGGCCAAAAUGUCGUAGAUGACAAAAUUGAGAGUGAUACAGAGGAAAAUCAAGAUACAAGUGUAGACCACAAUGAGGCUGGAAACACAGGGGAGUCUUCAAUGGAGGAAAAUGAAAAGCAGCAAAACGCCUCUGAAAGCAGAAUAGAAUUGGGAAAUAAUAAUUCAAGUACUUGUUUUGAAAAUCAACUUGAAGAAUCUGGAAAGACUAUAGCAUGUACAGAAUUGAGGAAAGAUAAGAUCGCUUGCAAUGGAGAUGCUUCUGGCUCUCAGAUAACAGAUAUUUCUGAUGAAAAUGAAGCAAAAGAAAUGUGUGUCCUGCGGAUGACUCGAGCUAGACGUUCCCAGGUAGAGCAACAGCAGCUCAUCAGUGUCGAAAAGGCUUUGGCGAUUCUUUCUCAGCCGACACCCUCCCUUGUUGUGGACCCUGAGCGAUUAAAAAAUCUUUUGAAGACUGUUGUUAGAAAAAGUCAAGAAUACAAUAUUUUUCAGUUGGAAAAUUUGUAUGCUGUAAUCAGCCAGUGUAUUUAUCAGCAUCGCAGGGAUUAUGACAAGACAACACUUAUUCAGAAAAUGGAGCAAGAGAUAGAAAACUUCAGUUGUUCCAGAUCAUGAUGUCAUGGUACCAAAUAUUCUUUAUAUUCCGUUCCUAUUUAAUUCACCUUUGUCAUGUUGACACAACUGAUGCAAGAUGAAAUCCUGCAUCUUUAAGGAAAAGAUUAAAAUAGUAAAUAAAAAUAUUUAAACUUUUCUGGUAUUUAUGUACAUGUGUACGAUAAAUUACAGAGAUAACUGAUAAAUAUUGGAAUUUUCAUUGAGUCACUGUAGUAUAGUAUUCCUGUGGUUAUCAGUAGUUAAAGUGUGGCCAAUUCUUAAUAAAGUUAUUUUGAUAACUAAUGUUUAUGGCACUUAAGAGUAAUUAGUGACAUUGACAUUCUUUUGUUUUAAGCACUUUUAAUUUUAUCCUUCCUAAAAAUAGUUUAUUGUGUCAGACUAGAAACUUACUUAACCAUUGUCUCUUUGCCAUCAUUUGUCAUCUUUGUUUUCUUCAAUGCCCAUCUCCCAUCUGCCUUUAGCGUCCCCGCCUGUUCACUUAAAAGCUAGUGUUCAAGUAGUGAUUUGCAGGAGGGCCCUUGAACAACUUCUAGCUGCACCACAAUUCUGUACUUGAAGGUCAAAAUUAAUGCUUUUUAGAUAAACUUUUUUUAUAAUUCUCAUUUGGAUUAAUAAAAAUUUUAAAUAUUUUUUGGUUUACUUUUAUGAUUAUAUAUACAACAAAUAUAUUAAUGACUACUUUGUUAAACAUCUUUUUAAUAGCACGAAAUUUUUAUAUUUGAAAACUAUUUAUAUCCUUCUAAAUGUGUUUAGGUUGUAGUCUAUAGAUACCUUUUAUAUACAAUUAUGUAAAUAUUAUAAAUUUUGUAUUAAUGAUACCAAAAAUACAUUUCUUUCUUAAAGCAAUAAAAACAUUCACUGCCAUGCAUAUUCACUCCCUUCCCCCCCUACCACCAUGGUUUUUCUUUUUAGGAGACAUUCUACUAUUAGUUUGUGAAAUAGCUUCUGUUGGAAACUUCUUUUGAGGGGAAUAGGGGAUAAUGAUCUCAUAUGAGAGAUUCUGGAUUCUAAUACAGUUUCUGAGUUAAACUGCCUUUUGUUGUCGUUUUAUCUGGAUAUUGUAUUUAAAGCCUUCUAAAACUCAAUUCAGAUACCUUAAUUAGUAGAUACUGUCUUAUGUAAUGCGUGAUGCAAUGCGAGUCACUGAAAACGUUUAAGUACCUGUAUAUUCCUGGAUUCGCAUAGACACACACGUACUCAUUUUUAGUGAAGUUUAUUAUAACUUAUUCUAGAUGCAUUUUUUAUAACUAGGAUUUUAUUUUAUAUGUCUAGCUUCUGUAAUAAAUUUUAAAGGUGAAAAUUGCUUCUCAA